This is a messenger RNA of Cladocopium goreaui, 270 nucleotides long. Lineage: Eukaryota; Dinophyceae; Suessiales; Symbiodiniaceae. The record is from the annotation of a GenBank genome assembly.
AUGGGAGCCUCGGUCUGUCAUGGAGAUUCCUUCUGUGGCCUGGGAGGUUCUUCAGUGCAGCACAAUGAAAUGAGACCCAGAUCUUCACGGAAAGACCAGUACGACACGUCUGGAACUCCCAAGGGCGCUGGAGCCAACGAAACGGAUGGUGCAGACAUGGUGCCUAGUUCUGUUCGCUUGAAGGAUGAGAAGAUCCUUGGAUGCGUUGAGCGGAUUUUCCAGUGGUGGGUGCCAAGGGACUUAGCCGUGACCCUGGUGGAUGGCGGGUGA